AUGAGUACCUUGUUCUGCCUACUAAUCUUAUCCAGCUUACUAUAUGAAAAUGAGUCAGGAAAGCCAAAGAAGUAUGUAAAUCCUAUACUUCAGAAAGAAAGAGAGUUAAAAGCAAUGUUUAAAAGCUUUCAAGAAAGUGGUGAGCCUAAAGGCGAAUUUCAACCAGAAGCAAACAGCACAAUAUUGAGCAAACUAUGGCAGUUAACCAAUCACUGUUUCCUAACAUUUAGUAACUUGGCUAAACUUAUACAAAACGAUCAUGCACUGAAAUAA
Messenger RNA from Trichobilharzia szidati, 273 nucleotides. The record is from the annotation of a GenBank genome assembly. Lineage: Eukaryota; Metazoa; Platyhelminthes; Trematoda; Strigeidida; Schistosomatidae.